AUGACUAAAGUGGCUAACCAGGCAAUGAUACUUACCGCUACUUCAACAACCUCACCAACAACUUCAGAUGAUUAUAGAGGAGUUACGUUAUCUUCAGUAACUUCAUUAACUAUUAACCCUAAACCCAUGUUACAAUUUAAUUUACAAAUACCUUCAUUUACAUCCCAAGCUAUUCAUAGAAACAAUGUGUUUGCAAUUCACUUAAUGAAACCCAACCUAGAAAGCGUGCAACUAGCCAGAUUAUUCAGCAAAGGAGCAGUUAAAGUACCCAUUACAAAAGUUGUUGAACCCUUUAUUGAAAGUAAUCCAGAAUUGAGAAAAGAAGUUAAGGAGUCCGGCUUACAAAAAUUUUUCAAGAAAAUUAGCGAGAGAAAUAUUGGAAGUGGCCCAACAAAAAUAUCAAAUAGAGAUGAUUUUAUUGCUGCCAAUGUUAAUGAUUCCAAACCCACCACCACAAUGUUAACCCAAUCUCAUCAAAUCGUGCCAUUCAAACCAUUUAAAUUGUUGAAAGAUAAUCAAUAUACUAAAUAUCCAAUAGGCAUAACCUCUCUGCCCCUUUUAAAUGUUUGUGACUUGGUUUUUAUUUGCACAGGAACUUUUAAUUUUAAGGUGGGUGAUCAUGAAAUAUGGGUGGGCGAAGUUCAAGAUAUAUUAAAUGGAGAUAAAGACUUAAAAAAAAUAGAAAUUGUUGAAGAUGAUAAGAAAAUAACUGGUGGAUUAGUUUAUUGUGACCGAGAAUUUAAAAAGGUUGGUUCUAAAAUAUAA
Saccharomycodes ludwigii is the source of this 765-nucleotide messenger RNA. Its product is annotated as conserved putative NADH-dependent flavin oxidoreductase. The record is from RefSeq and is a predicted model, not a curated record. The transcript has a single exon. Lineage: Eukaryota; Fungi; Ascomycota; Saccharomycetes; Saccharomycodales; Saccharomycodaceae. Bases 1 to 765 code for a protein of 254 amino acids. Gene Ontology annotation, molecular function: FMN binding; riboflavin reductase (NADPH) activity.